Molecule: messenger RNA, 3041 nt
Organism: Esox lucius (northern pike)
Lineage: Eukaryota; Metazoa; Chordata; Actinopteri; Esociformes; Esocidae
Gene: ppp2r1bb
Product: protein phosphatase 2, regulatory subunit A, beta b
Exons: 15
Coding region: 66-1835 (589 amino acids)
Biological process (GO): protein dephosphorylation
Cellular component (GO): protein phosphatase type 2A complex; cytoplasm
Molecular function (GO): protein binding; protein phosphatase regulator activity
Source: RefSeq, a predicted model, not a curated record
GUGGUGGUUUUUAGUAAGAAACCCCGUAGUGAAUCGCCAUUCGGUUACUGCAACACAAAUCCAAAAUGGCAGGAGCUGAUGGAGACGAUUCUCUCUACCCUAUCGCCGUGCUCAUUGAUGAGCUUCGCAAUGAAGAUGUCCAGCUGCGAUUGAACAGCAUCAAGAAACUGUCAACCAUUGCAUUGGCACUGGGAGUGGAGAGGACCCGCACUGAACUCCUCCCCUUCCUCACGGACACCAUUUAUGAUGAGGAUGAGGUGCUUCUUGCCUUGGCUGAGCAGCUGGGCAACUUCACCAUGCUUGUUGGAGGCCCUGAAUAUGUUCACUGUCUUCUGCCACCCCUGGAGAGCCUGGCUACCGUGGAGGAGACGGUAGUGCGGGACAAGGCGGUGGAGUCUCUACGUAAGAUCUCCCAGGAGCACUCCCCCGUGGACCUGGAGGUGCACUUUGAGCCCUUGGUGAAGAGGCUGGCAAGUGGUGACUGGUUCACCUCCCGCACCUCCGCCUGUGGCCUGUUCAGCGUCUGCUAUCCACGCGUGUCCAGCACUGUCAAGGCCGAAAUUCGCCAGCAUUUCCGCACUCUGUGUUCCGAUGACACUCCCAUGGUCCGCCGGGCCGCUGCCUCCAAGCUGGGGGAGUUUGCCAAGGUCCUAGAGUUGGACUAUGUCAAGAGUGACAUCAUUUCCCUCUUCACGGCACUGGCCUCUGACGAGCAGGAUUCAGUGCGCCUGCUGGCGGUUGAGGCGUGUGUGAGCAUCGCUACGCUGCUGCCCCAGGAGGACCUGGAGACCCUGGUGAUGCCCACCCUGCGCCAGGCUGCCGAGGACAAGUCUUGGAGGGUCCGCUACAUGGUCGCCGACAAGUUUUCUGAGCUCCAGAAGGCAGUGGGACCGGAGAUCACCAAGAAUGACCUAGUUCCAGCUUUCCAGAACCUGCUGAAGGACUGUGAGGCAGAGGUCCGUGCUGCCGCAGCCAACAAGGUCAAAGAGUUUUGUGAAAACCUCCCAGAAGACAGCCGAGAAACCAUCAUCAUGACUCACAUCCUGCCCUGUGUCAAGGAACUGGUGUCUGACACCAACCAGCAUGUUAAGUCUGCCCUGGCCUCUGUCAUCAUGGGCCUCUCCACCAUCCUGGGAAAAGACAACACGGUCGAGCAUCUGCUGCCUCUGUUCCUGGCCCAGCUCAAGGACGAGUGCCCUGAGGUUCGUCUGAACAUCAUCUCCAACCUGGACUGUGUCAACGAGGUGAUCGGCAUCCGUCAGCUCUCCCAGUCCCUGCUGCCCGCCAUCGUGGAGCUGGCUGAGGAUGCCAAGUGGCGGGUGCGCCUGGCCAUCAUCGAGUACAUGCCCCUGUUGGCCGGGCAGCUGGGAGUGGAGUUCUUUGAUGAGAAGCUGAACACUCUCUGCAUGGCGUGGCUCAUUGACCACGUUUACGCUAUCCGUGAAGCGGCCACCUGUAACCUAAUGAAGCUAGUGGAGAAGUUUGGAGCGGAGUGGGCCCAGAACACCAUCGUGCCCAAGGUGCUCGGCAUGGCCAACGACCCCAACUAUCUACACAGGAUGACCACGCUCUUCUGCAUUAAUUCUCUGUCUGAGGCCUGUGGUCAGGAGAUUACAACUAAACAGAUGCUCCCCGUUGUCCUGAAGAUGUCUAACGACCAGGUUGCCAAUGUGCGUUUCAACGUGGCCAAGUCCCUCCAGAAAAUUGGCCCAGUCCUUGACAGCAGUGCCCUUCAGACAGAGGUGAAACCAGUCCUGGAGAAACUAGCCACAGACACCGAUAUGGAUGUUAAGUACUUUGCUCAGGAAGCUAUAAGUGUUCUGGCCCUGGCAUAAACCGGCCCCAGCUUGGCUAUCCAGAGGAAACAACCCAAGAUCACAUUGCAAACUCUUUUCACAAUAUAUUUAUUGAUGUUCAAGAACAACUGGUGAUGUAUAGAGAAUUAACCGAGCCUGUUUGCAUCUAGUUUCCUUUUUCUUUUCUAUUUUUCUUUUUUUUUUACCGUCAGUGAUAGUGUCCAAGAAAAGCGCAGGCUUCUGAUUUCCCUUUGCUGUAAAUCUUUUGCUUCUCCAAACGUAAUGAAACGUAUGUUAUGCAGCGCAUGGCGACCAGUGUGGCUAGGAUAGCAUUGCUGAUCUGACCCGCACAUUCCUCCCCCACACACCUAGUCACUGACUGUAACAUUAGCCAUUAGCACGGCCCCUUCUCGCUGCUACAUUUCUCUGUACACAGCACCCGGGACACGCUGGUCAGCUCUUGGUGGCCUGUUCAAGUGCUACGCAAGCUACUGCUACAACAGAUGGUCUUGGAAGGCUGUUUUGUAUGCUUACAUGUGCUUGGUCCUGUCCAGGGAUGUUUCUCACGUAAUCAUACAAGUGGUCGUAGAGCACCUCGUGUUCUUGGUCCUGUGCAGGUGUUGUUCUGUAGUCAAUAAGAUUCGGUUUAAUUUGUCUGAGAAAUGAGAAGCCCGCACCCAAUGUUUUGUCUAGACUUGAUUGGGGACCACCAUGAGAGUGUUGUGCGUAUUUGCAUUUGUCAGUGUAGUAGAUGCGUUUGUGUUCAGUAUAUCACUGGCUUUUGAUUUUCUCGUUCAUUUGACACGUUGGGGGGGGGGGGUGGGUGCGGGUUUAGUCCGCCAUCUUUCUCGCUAUAUUGCUCUUACUCUUCGUGCCAAUGAUUUUGAUGAGCAAUGUUUGUUUUUUAUGAACUCGUAAGUUUAACCCUUCAUUAGCCUCUUUUUAUUUCAAGAUACGGCAUCACUCACACAUUGUCGAUUCGACUAGACUGACCACUGUAGCUAUGGAUGGGGCACAGAGGAUUCCGCUACAUGUUUUACGGGAUGAGAAUAGAAAGAGUGAAUGUGAAUGAGAAUUUAGUCUCUUACAGUGUAGUCAAAAGAAGCCUUUCAUUCCCUCAGCUGUUUCCCUACCAGUUUUUCAUCAGUCUCUGCGAGGAAUAAACCUUGAUUGUUAUUGAAUUCUCCUCACAGUUGGAAUGCUGUAUUGUAUCUUGAACUGAAUAAAGUAAUUCAAAGGUUUCAA